CACAGAUUUCUCCAUGGCUUUAACCUGUAUCCAGCUUUGUCAGAGAUGCACCAGUUUACUGAGGUCAAGGAGUGUGGGUAUCAUCACCCUUCAGUAUUCCACAGAUGCCCAGCAUUGGCCUGCAGCCCUACGGAAUUCUUUCAUUGUUCCAGUCUUGCCCUCCGUGCUCCAGAGAAGUCAGAGCCCAUGUCAGACGCGACAGAGGUGGAAUCUAGGAGUGCGGAGUUACUGUGAAUCUCAUGCUAAGGUCCAACCGAAACACAGGAAUACUGAUGAGUUACCUGGGACUGAUAUGGUGCCAUAUCAGAAUCCUCUCUCUCAUCAACUCAGAGAUGGAGGGAUGCAUCUGAAGGAGUGGGAGACAGCUUUAGGUACUAAUGCCACCCCUGUACACACACACACACACACACAAACACAGUGGUCAUGUCUACCUAAUAUUUUUGUCCUCUCCAGAUUUGGAUGAUGCCCCAGGCCACUCUGCAUUAGAGGAGAUCAGUCAUGAGGAGGCAGUUCGUAUGGACAUCCCAGCUGCCCUGCCUCCUGUCUCCAUCUCCCUCAAAGACUAUGUCAACGGGUCAGAGACACUCAGCAAGCUUGUACAGCUAGGUAGGUUGGGUCCAUUUAGGGUUUGUAUCUGAUGAACCAUUACUUCCCCAUUGUCUAGUGUACCAGAGCAAUAGAUGUCAUGUAUAUCUAUGUCUCUGGAUCAUAUUCACUAGGCACCAAACUGAAGCAAAUGGACUGAAAUGGGGAGGGAUUACCUGAACUUGCCCAAAAAGAAACACUUGUUUUCGAUUUCCACUGCAGAGCAUUUUGAUACAAUGUGCACUAAUGAAUGUGACUCUGGUGUUAACCCUUCGGUUCCCUCUUCAGGUGUUCAGCUAUGGAAACUGGAGCAGAGGCCGAACGUGGGCUCCAUGUUGCUGAGGCUAGACUUCCAGACAGACGUGACCCCACGGCUGGUCUUCCUGAAGCAGCUUGGAGUGGAGGACUCUCGCCUGGGCCAUCUGAUCAGCCACAACCCCUUCAUCCUCACAGAGAGCCUGGAGAACCUGCAGGCCAGGUACAAGAGUUGAGGGGAUGGUUUUCGUAUUGGCAGGUUGCGUUUGCUACAGUCAGCAACACAUAGGGUUGACUAUCUUAGGGACAGAGAGUACACUUGGUGUUUCCAACUGAUAUACCUAUAGCUGCAGACAAGUUUGAUCUCUUGUCUGUCAGCUUCAGUUCUUAUAGGACUAUGACAGGUGAUACAAAUAAUAUGUAGUAUUAAAAUGAGAUAAUAAUCUCUCUUUUUCACAUUAGGGUGGCUUAUCUUAGGUCCAAGAAGUUCAGCGCCGAGUCUGUGGCCUCCAUGGUGUCCAGAGCUCCGUACCUGUUGAACUUCAGUGUGAAGAGGAUGGACAACCGCCUUGGAUUCUACCAACAGCAGUUAGGCCUUAGUGCUCAGAAGGUCAGGUCUGAAUUCAGUAAACAAGUCAAUGAAAAAGUCGUGUAAGGAUUGACCCAAGACAACAGCAAUUGGUCACAUUGUUAUGUCCCACUAAAUGUGUCAUAGAACAUUAUUCACACCCCAAAUUACAUACAGUAAGAUAAUGCAAAAUAUUAUUUUACCCAUACAUGCGUAUCUUUCAGACACGGGAUGUUGUGGCUCGCCUUCCCAGACUUUUGUGUGGGAGUUUGGAGCCAGUUAAGGAGAAUCUUAAGGUAUGAAAACAAACAAACACUAUCAAACCUUAACUGUGAUAUGUCUUAAUUCUUGGAGAGAAAAAUAGGUUAAAUUCUCAGAAUCCAUCUUUUUCAUCCUAGAUAUGCAAACUGGAGAUGGGGUUUCGUGAAAAUGAGCUCCAGCACAUUGUCACUGUAAUCCCCAAAGUUCUUACAGCUAACAAGAGGAAACUGACCCAGAUAUUUGACUACAUCCACAACACCAUGAACAUACCCCAUGACCUGAUUGUAAAGUUCCCACAGGUAAGCUAUAAACUACCAGUCCUGAAUCAUCCAUCUUUGGAUAGUGGAUACUCGCAGAUAAUGCGUUAUCUGGAUAUGUUAGUGUUUACCUAGCCCAAUAAUUUACUCCUUAUAGUUCAUGUUCUGUUUAAAGGCGAAUUGGCUCUGGAAGCCAAAACAGCCAAAUACUCCAUCUAAACAUGAAUCGAUUCUCAAUUGCGGUACAGUUCUAGAAACAUAAAGCCCUCUACUUUCAUAUCACAUCAAAAUAAUGUAACUUACUGUACACUGUUUUAACACAGUUGCAUCCAACAGUAUUUUUCAGUGACAACACGUUUGUGGCGUCCGUCUUCCAUUUACACACAGGUGUUUGGAGACGCAGAUAGCCAAUUAGCACAGCUAGUCCACUCUGUCUUCUGUAAACAAGCGCUGUAACAUGGAAAUAUGGCUGUGUGGGAACACUAACCUUUAUAAUGGUGUGUAGUAAUUAACCUUAGUUUUUUUAUUUUUAUUAUUUCUCACUGAUAUGAAAGAUACGUUCCUUAUGUUUCCAAAACCAUACCUACAAGUGAUGCAUGUUCACGUUUAGAGAAACGUCCGGACUAUUAACAAAACUCCAAAAAUGGGGUGGGGUAGUAUUUACCAAGUGAUGGAUCAGGAACCACUUAUGGGUCACGGUGGGUAACCCCUGCUGGGUCAUAGCCAAAGACAUUUGGUUUUGUUGAGCUGAUGGGACAUAGUACAUUACCAAUGAAUUGUCUUUAGACAUGUCACAGAUUCAGUUCGACUUGCUAUCACCUAUUGUCUGACAGGUUAUCUGUCCUCUCUACAGGUCCUGAAUGCAAAGUACCUUCGUAUCAAAGAAAGACACCUGUUCCUGCAAUACCUGGAUAAGGCUCAGUACGACCCUGCAAAGCCUAACUACAUCUCUCUGGACAAGCUAGUCUCCCUGCCAGAUGAGGCCUUCUGCACUGAAGUGGCAUCAGCCACACUAAAGGACUUUGAACUGUUUCAGAAGACAAUGUAAUUGUUAAAACACUACAGUUGUUGUAUAUGUGUGUUAUUAUCUGAAUAAAGAUGUUGAAG
This is a messenger RNA of Coregonus sp. 'balchen', 3033 nucleotides long. The record is from the annotation of a GenBank genome assembly. NCBI's taxonomy places the organism in Eukaryota, Metazoa, Chordata, Actinopteri, Salmoniformes, Salmonidae.